Penicillium waksmanii is the source of this 1461-nucleotide messenger RNA. Its product is annotated as pectin lyase fold/virulence factor. NCBI's taxonomy places the organism in Eukaryota, Fungi, Ascomycota, Eurotiomycetes, Eurotiales, Aspergillaceae. The coding region runs from base 1 to 1461 and encodes 486 amino acids. The record is from RefSeq and is a predicted model, not a curated record. The transcript has a single exon.
AUGACCACAAACGCCAUUCGCUUUGUUCGCGGCAUUGCUCUCGUCGCAGCUUUGGCGCAGCCCCUGCUCGCCAAAGACAUGUAUCUGGACUGUGGGUCGGCUACAUCAGGCGACGGAAGCAGAUCGCGUCCUUUUUCGACCCUCGCCAGUGCGAACAACGCUGUCUUGAGCCCCGGAGACUCACUGAAAGUCAAAUCUGGGACUAUUUGUGCCGGAACACUGUCGCCAAAGGGCAGUGGCACCCAGCACAGUCCUAUUACCUUGACAAGCUACGGAGGCGGGCCACUACCUAUCAUCAAUGGCUCCGGGGCGGCUGAGGCAGUGAGUUUGACGAAUCAGAAUUAUUGGGAUAUCUCAAAUAUUGCCAUAAUCAACCCCGCAUCCUCCGUCGCUUGGAGGCGUGGCAUCGUUGGGACUUCAAGUGAUGGGACAGUCCACCACGGCCUCUAUAUCCAUGGCAUUACUGUCUACAAUGUUGCCGGGCAAACAAACAAAGCGACCCAGUCCGCUGCAUUUAUUGCUUCUGGCGGUAUCCUCGUGAAUGGAACCGAGAACCUCAGUCGCUAUGAUGACGUGCAAAUCUACAACAAUACUAUAUAUGAUUGCGGCGGUGGGGGUAUCAAAGUUCGCGUUGGUCAAAUGGACAACCGUGGCAAGGGCACACACGUUUGGGGCAACGAAAUAUCGAACGUCGGUGGUGACGGCGUUGUUGUCUCAUACGGCGAGUCACCCAUCAUCGAACGGAACAAAGCUGGGUUCCUUGGUCAUGGCAAAUACCCAUGGACUGGGGGAAAUUUCGCUGGCAUCUGGGUGCUGGGGUGUCAAGACGCAGUCAUGCGAUUCAAUGUCGUUCACGAUUCACUCAUGUCAGAUAUAGACAGCGAGGCAUUUGACUGUGACUGGGGCAACGAAGGCACGUGUACAGUGGAAUAUAACUACAGUCAUGACAACGCAGGGGGUAUAUUCCUAAAUUGCGAUGGCUGUGGAACUCCCGGUGGCGCACGACAGAUUGUUCGAUACAAUGUGUUCCAGAAUGACUGUCGAAUGUACAGCAAUGGUGAUAACGUGCAGCUUGACUUUUACAACAAUGUCGUCUACUGUCCACAGAAAGAUUUCGAAAUCGCAGUUCCCCCACACACAAACAUGUCGAAUAAUAUUUGGGUGGGAACCGCAAACUCGACUCUGCCGAAAGGAGACGGGAUUGAAUGGACCGCGAACCUGUUUCAGACAGUGCCGAAGCCAGUGGAAACUGCCGGCAGCACGGGAGAUCCUCGAUUUUUGAGUCCCGGUAAGGGUCAAGAUACUCUCGAGUCGGCAGAUGGGUAUAGGCUUCAGAAUGGGAGUCCUGCAUUGCGCCUGGGUGUUGUAAUCACUGAUAACGGAGGUCGAGACUUUUGGAAUAACCAGGUCUCCCAAUCGAAGCGACCGAACACCGGUGCCUAUAAUGGCAGGGGGUUGUAG